Molecule: messenger RNA, 3117 nt
Organism: Pygocentrus nattereri (red-bellied piranha)
Lineage: Eukaryota; Metazoa; Chordata; Actinopteri; Characiformes; Serrasalmidae
Product: septin-8-A-like
Exons: 10
Coding region: 1-1335 (444 amino acids)
Biological process (GO): cytoskeleton-dependent cytokinesis
Cellular component (GO): septin ring; microtubule cytoskeleton; cell division site
Molecular function (GO): GTP binding; molecular adaptor activity; GTPase activity
Source: RefSeq, a predicted model, not a curated record
AUGGCCACUGUGGACGUAGACAUACAGCCUACUGAGGAGAAGAGGACGCUGACCCUCCGUGGUCAUGUUGGUUUCGACAGCCUUCCUGACCAGCUGGUCAGCAAAUCCGUCUCCCAGGGCUUCUGCUUCAACAUCCUCUGUGUAGGCGAAACAGGGAUCGGGAAGUCAUCACUAAUGAACACUCUCUUCAACACAACGUUUGAGAACGAAGAGGUCAACCACUUCCAGAACACGGUCUAUUUACGGCACAGGACCUACAACCUACAGGAGAGUAAUGUUGACCUCAAGCUGACGAUUGUGGACACUGUUGGUUUUGGUGACCAGGUCAAUAAAGAGGAGAGCUAUAAGCCCAUUGUGGACUACAUUGAUACCCAGUUUGAACACUUCCUCCAAGAGGAGCUGAAGAUCAAACGUUCCCUCCAUAAUUACCACGACACGAGAAUCCACAUCUGCCUGUACUUCAUCUCCCCUACAGGCCAUUCAUUAAAGUCUUUAGAUCUGGUCACCAUGAAGAAACUGGACAGUAAGGUGAACUUAAUUCCCCUUAUCGCAAAGGCGGACACCAUCUCUAAGUGCGAGCUUCAGAAAUUUAAGAUUAAGAUUAUGAGCGAACUGGUCAGCAACGGCGUUCAGAUUUACCAGUUUCCAACAGACGAUGAAGCUGUUACAGAAAUCAACUCUACCAUGAACGCACAUAUGCCGUUUGCUGUUGUGGGGAGCUGUGAGGAGGUGAAAGUGGGAAAUAAGCUGGUGCGAGCCAGGCAGUACCCAUGGGGAGUGGUGCAGGUAGAGAAUGAGAGUCACUGUGACUUUGUGAAGCUGAGAGAGAUGCUGAUCCGGGUGAACAUGGAAGACCUGCGGGAGCAGACACACACACGCCACUACGAGCUCUACCGCCGCUGCAAACUGGAGGAGAUGGGCUUUAAAGACACCGACACUGACACACAGCCAUUCAGUCUGCACGACAUCUAUGUUGCCAAGAGGAAAGAGUUCCUGGCUGAACUGCAGCGCAGCGAGGAGGACAUGCGGCAGAUGUUCGUCAACAAAGUGAAGGAGACGGAGGCGGAGCUGAAGGAGCGAGAGAGAGAGCUGCAUGAGCGCUUCGAGCAGCUGAAGCGUGUGCAUCAGGAGGAGAAGAGGAGUUUGGAGCAGAAGCGGCAUGAGCUGGAGGAGGAGAUGAACUCGUUCAGCAGGAGGAAGGUGGCGGCGGAGGCGCUGCAGGCACACAUGCUGCAGAGCUCCAUCACACACACCAUCAAAAAGGACAAAGACAAGAGAAACUUCUUCAGUCUUCCAUCAGCUUUCUCCUUCAGAACAGAAAGGAAUCUGAAUUAGGGUUUGUUUCGUUCUCAUUGGCCAGGGAGACAACUAAAGGACUACUGUCUUCUUCUUUGUGAUAUACAGUUGCCCCAAAAUGUAUUUGCACACUUUAACCAUAAUUACUAUUACUGUGUAUUGCCGUCAAGUCGUUUCCGACUCCUGGCGAAUGCAUGGACAGUGUUUCUCUAGAACAUCCUGUCUUCUGUUUAGGUCUUUAAGCUUCUGACUGGCAGAUUAACGAUCCUUCUGAUUGUCUCCAUCCAUCUUGUAGCUGGUUGUCCUCUUUUACCUUCAACUCUUCCAAGCACAGUGUUCUUUUCCAAUAAAAAUGGCUCUUCUGAGAAUAAAAUAAGAGCUUCCGUUUGGCUAUAUGGGCUUCAAGUAAGAGGUGAUUCUUGAUUUGGUCGAGGAUCCACUCGUUUGUCUUCUUUGCCAUCCAAGUUACUCUUAAAAGUCUUUGCCAACACUAAAGUUUGUGUUUUUCCUGUCUCGCUUGUUUCUUACUGAGCUUUAACCCCCAUAAAGAACCACAGAGAAAACCACAGCCUGGACAGUUCUGCUCCUCGUCUGUAGAGAUUAAUUGUUGCAUUUCAAGGUCUUUUCAAGCUCCUUCAGACUGUUCUGUGCCAAUCUGUCGUAUUUCUUGAGUUCUGGAUCCUCUGUUGUUAAUAACUGAUCAGAGUGGGAAAAAGCUGUCCACCAUUUCUGUAUCUUCUCCAUCAAUGGUAAAGUUAGCGGGCCUUUACGCUGUCAUAAAACUAGUAUUCAUAUUGAGCUGAAGUCCCUGAUUUUGACUCUUUUCUUCAACCGUCCUUAUAAGGGCCCUCAGGACUUCACAGUUUUCUGCCGUGAGAGCUGCAUCAUCUGCAUAUUGAAGGUUAAUCAUUAGUAAACACCAGUGAAGCCCUUUAGAUUGCUUUGUAAAAUGUUCAUCAAGAUGUAUCUGUUCCAGAGAAAAACACCUCAAACUGAUGGAGAAAACUUGGAGAAGAACUCCAACCAGGCAAAACUAAUAGUACUGUAAAGCGCAGAGGAGGAAAGUCAAAGUCUGGGGCUGUUUACUGACAGUGGUGUCAGUGAACUUGUGUUCAUUGAUGGGAUCAUGAACUCAGAGGUGUGUGAAGGCAUCCUGGAUGCAAACCUGCAAAAGCCUUCUAAGAAACUUGCUUUGUCUCUGAAGGGUCUGUUUAGUAUGACAUUUUGUUUUCUAAUACAAUAAGCUUAGUACAUUUUUAAGCAUGGCACGGAUGCCCAAAUAUUUUUGGCACCACUGUAUCACUAACAGACUUGUUAGAUUCGUAUUGUGACAGUAACCAUCACGUGGAUGGCAACCUAUAUAUGUUUAUGCUUCUUUUACGGUCUGAUUAAAGCUCUAAAGCUACAUUUAAUCAGUGAUGCAACUCAUGCAGCUUUUUCUUUUUAAACAAAUAUUGUUUAAUUUUACCAAAUGUAACCUACAGCUUUAACUGUAAACAGGUCAGUGUUUGUGUGAGUGAGCUUGGUUUGGUUUGCCCAGUGUUUUUCAACAACACUGUGAGCUGUAUUCACUGUGAAACACAAGGGGGCGCUGUAGAACUGUGAAAUGGCAGCCUUCACUGUUUACCACCGGAGCUGCUUAAAGACGUCACACUGGAUUAGAGAUUUUAAUUCAUUAGCUUUAUUUAUUUAUUUGUUUAUCUCCCUGGAAAUUGCUUUCUGGUGCAUUGCUGAUCAUUAUGUAGAUUCCCUUUAAACGUCAAAUAUUCCCUGGACAAACCACAGCAGUUUGGUAAUAAAUAAAUCGCCCUUGGAAAUCGC